CCAAGUCCGUAAAGCAGCGUCCCGAGGCCAAGUAGGCGCUGAGGUGGAAAGGGUGCUGGUGAAAGAUUUGUGGCGGUGCAGGCAUGGCUGGUCCAUUCCAGGGUGGUGGGGCCAGGGCUCUGGGCUUGAUCCGGACCCUGCCCCGUGUGAGUCUGGCCAACCUAAAGCCGAAUCCAGGUUCGAGGAAACUGGAAAGACGACGAAGAGGUCGGAGAAGAGGUAGAAAAUGUGGCAGGGGCCAUAAAGGAGAACGGCAGAGGGGAACACGGCCCCGACUGGGCUUCGAGGGAGGCCAGACCCCAUUUUACAUCCGAAUUCCCAAAUACGGGUUUAAUGAAGGCCAUAGCUUCAGACGCCAGUAUCAGCCUUUGAGUCUCAACAGACUGCAGUAUCUUAUUGAUUUGGGUCGAGUUGAUCCCACUCAACCUAUUGACUUAACCCAACUCGUCAAUGGAAGAGGUGUGACCAUUCAACCACUUAAAAGGGAUUAUGGUGUCCAGUUAGUAGAAGAGGGUGCUGACACCUUUAAGGCAAAAGUUAAUAUUGAAGUACAGUUGGCUUCAGAACUAGCCAUUGCUGCAAUUGAAAAAAAUGGCGGUGUCAUUACUACAGCUUUCUAUGAUCCAAGAAGUCUGGAAAUUCUAUGCAAACCUGUUCCAUUCUUCCUGCGGGGACAACCCAUUCCAAAAAGAAUGCUUCCACCUGAAGCCUUAGUCCCAUAUUACACUGAUGCAAAGAAUCGGGGUUACCUGGCGGAUCCUGCCAAAUUUCCUGAAGCAAGACUUGAACUUGCCAAGAAGUAUGGUUAUAUUUUACCUGAUAUCACUAAAGAUGAACUCUUCAAGAUGCUUAGUACUCGAAAGGAUCCAAGGCAGAUUUUCUUUGGUCUUGCUCCUGGAUGGGUGGUGAAUAUGGCAGAUAAGAAAAUCCUAAAGCCUACAGAGGAGAAUCUGCUCAAGUAUUACAGCUCAUGAAUUUUCUUCCAAGAAAGCAGAGUUGUAAGAGAAUACUGGAAAAGGGAAUGAAACAUAUGUAUUACUCAUUGCAUUUCCUUUGUAAUUCUCCAGAUGCCUUUUAAAAAAUGUUUUUGGUAUAAUCGUAUCUUUUUUUCACUUUUAUCCAAAAUUAAAAAUGCAGUAAACAAGGACUGCAUAGAGGGACUCAAACUGUGUGGGUUCUAUCGAAGAUACUCCCUGAUGGUCUGCCAAAGGAAGAUUAUAACAUUUAGAAAUAUAACAUAUUUCUAGCUCUGCCCAAUGUGGCUUAGUGGAUUGAGUGCUGGCCUGCAAACCGAAAGGUCACUGGUUCAAUUCUCUGCCCCAGCAUGUGCCUGGGUUGUGGGUCAGGUCCCUAGUUGGGAGCAUGCAGGAGACAGCUGAUUGAUGGUAUGACAUAUUUCUCACACAUUAAGGUUUUCCUCACUUUCCCCCCUCUCAAAAAAUAAAUAAAAUCAUUUUUAAAAGAA
Molecule: messenger RNA, 1465 nt
Organism: Phyllostomus hastatus (greater spear-nosed bat)
Lineage: Eukaryota; Metazoa; Chordata; Mammalia; Chiroptera; Phyllostomidae
Gene: MRPL15
Product: mitochondrial ribosomal protein L15
Exons: 5
Coding region: 84-974 (296 amino acids)
Biological process (GO): translation
Cellular component (GO): mitochondrial large ribosomal subunit
Molecular function (GO): structural constituent of ribosome
Source: RefSeq, a predicted model, not a curated record